Molecule: messenger RNA, 2850 nt
Organism: Durusdinium trenchii
Lineage: Eukaryota; Dinophyceae; Suessiales; Symbiodiniaceae
Source: the annotation of a GenBank genome assembly
CAGACGUCUUCGGGUCCCCCCAGAAUCUAUCAUCAUUAUCUCCAUGCCCGGCAGCCAUGUCGUCCCCAUGCCACGUGCCAGACAUCACCGAUUUGGAGAGUUCAUCCGUUGGUGAGAAGGAGGAUCAACUGGCCGCUGAAGGCCUCUUUGGUAGAGGAUGGCUGCCUCCAGAGGAACGGGGGAAGUUGAUCUCGGAGCCCGAAGCGGAGGAAGAAGCCCUUGGAUGGGAAGUCGUAGCAACUGCCACUUCCAAAUGCAGCCGAUCCUCCUCCUUUAGCGAGAGUGGCUCCCACCUCGAUAAGGCGCGUUCGGAUGGAGUGCCCGAGGAUCUGAUCAUGGGAUGCCUUGACUCCUCUUGCAGCCGCCUCUUUGGGCCCAACGAGAAGUCUCGCUGCAGUGGCUGCGGCUUCUUCUUUUGCCCACGGCAUUUAAAAGGUCCCUGGUACGUGAACUACUUCGGGAACGGCACGCCGCUCCUGGAGACCCACCUGCCCAAGCCCGGUCAGGCCACCGUGCUGAAGCCCGAAGAGGAGAUGCUCGAGGGCAUUCCGUUUCCCUUAGUCCGCAGCGCUGCCCGCGCACUGCUGCUGCGGCUGCUGGAGCAGUUGCGGCACGGCUCGCGGAACUGGAGUGAGGCUGAGAAGGAAUGGGUCUGGAGUCUCGCGCCGGAGCUGGUGGAGCAAGACGUGGGCUGGUUAACGCAGCUCUUUCGUCAGACUCAAUGGACGAAGGAGGAGACCACCCUUUGUCUCGAUCUUUUAGCGAAGGUUCAUGCCUCUCUCGCAGGCUGGGAGGCCUUGCAGAUCUUGUCCUUGCUGGGCCGCUCCGCUGGGCCCGCGUGCAAGCUGCUGGGUGCCGGUGGGGAGCGGAAGGUGGGGCUGGCUGCGGUGCAUGCGGCCGAAGCACUCAAGGCGUUGAAUCCUACGGAGAUCACCUGCUGCCUGGAGCUCCUCUUGGACACUGCUCAAGAAUUUGCCAAUAGCGACUGUCAAGGCGGCUGUCGGGCGGUCCUGAGCGCCUUGAGGCACCAAACAGCACAGGAGAGCAUGGCAGCCAGGGCCUUUCGCAAUGAGUAUUUCUGGGCGCUGGAAACACGUGUCCAGGCACUCGCCCACUAUCGACAGCGCGGAAUCGAAAACCAUGGCAGCGCACCCUAUGCAGAGUCAUGGCAGUCCUUGGCGCAACAAGAGCUUCUCCGGAAUCUGCCCCAGGAGGCGGAGCUGGGAUUGUUGCGACAGCACGCCUGGGUGAGACAUAUGGAGCGUGGAGAUUAUGAGUGCUGCAAGCAUGAGCCGGCGUGGGGUGAGGACCGAAGCUUUCCCUUGGCCGUUUGGCCUCCGUAUCGCACCUGCGCCGGACUUGAGACGGCGCCGCGGAAGGCAGAGAGCAAGUCGGCUCCGUUGAUCGUGCGCUGCCGCUAUCGGGACGAGCCCUCGCGGGGGAAGACAAAGUCAGGCAAGGUGAAGCUCCCUGAGCGGAGGAAGACCAGCGGAGUUUUGCUGAAGAAAGAUCCUGACAUGCACAAGGAGCAGCAGGUGGGGCAGACCUUAAGACUGCUGGAGAUCCUCAUCUGGAAGGAUCCCAAGUUGCAGGAGUUGCUGAAUAGCGAGGGCCUCAGCUUCGAAGAUGUCCGGGCGACCUACAUCAUUGCUAUGACUGGGCCCAACACUGCGAUGUUGGAGUUCAUUGAUGGAGCGCGGACCUUGAAGUAUGUGCGCUCCGGGCGGCUGGAUGGAGGAUCUGCGCCCUUUGGGCCCAAGUACUUCAUGACCAAUGGGGAGAAGGGCACUUUGAAGACGUUUUUGCGUCUCAACAACAAUCGCGAUGAUUUUGCCAAAUCCUUGGCACGCUUAGCCUUCACCUCAGCCAUCUCGGCGGUUCUCAGCUUCGUGGCUGGGCUUGGGGAUCGUCAUCAUGAGAACUUCAUGGUCACCGUCGAUGGGCGCUUGGUGCACGUGGAUUUUGGCUAUGCUCUUGGAAAGGAGCCAUUGGAUUCGAUGCUGAUUCACUUCGCCGUUCAAGGUGGCCGCCCGGCGACCACCAUCCAAUACGACGAGCUCAUCGAGGCCGUCACGGACGAGCUCAUGGAGCGGAUCUUUUGGCCGGUGGUUUGUCGGGCCUACUUGUGCGUGCGGAAGUAUCCGGGGCUCUUGGUGGAGAUGUUCUACACAGCCAUGCUCCGCACUCCGCGGAGUGCUCUCAAGGGCCACUGGCAGCAGAACGCUUCGCUGUGGCAAGAGGCGCAGCGCUUCGUAGCCCGCAACUGCGCAGCGGGCAUGUCGGAGCCUAGCGCUGAGCGCUUCAUUUAUUCCCUCUUGCAGCACUGCACGCGGAUGGAGCGAGGAGCACAGCUGCGCGACGAGCUCAAAGGCCUCCGUUUGGGCGAGAAGACCACCCAGGCGGUCUCCAAAGCGUGGACGGUGGCCAAGACCACGAGCCGCAACGCGGCCCACGAGGUGAUUGCCGUGGGUCCCGAAGCGUGGCAGCAGCUGCGGCAGAAGGCGUCCUCAGCGGCCUCCACGGCCUUGGAGGGGACGAAGCGAUUGUUCUCCUGAGGACAAGAGAUGCAGAUGCAGCCUCUCCACAACGCCUCGCAAGUUCUUGGCGGCUGAGGACAUGGGAGGUGAACAAUGUAAAGAAUGUCGCAGGGCGGUGUUGCGCAAUUGUUUGAACGCUUGAGCCGACAAUAUUCAACUCUAUGAGUCCGCGAAACAGUGCUUGCGAAGACUGUGGCAAAUUCCUCUCAAUGAAACCUCGCGCCUUGUACAUAGAGAGCACAUCUUUUAGUUUGAACCAUCAGGCCGGCGCUGUAUCCGAUGUGCUGAGAGGAUACGGGGUGUGUGAGCCAGA